UUUAUGGCUCCCCCUUUCUCUCUCCCUCUUCACUCUUUACACCUCCCCUGUUCUAUAUUCUCCAGUUCUCACCAUCUUUUCUCAAUUGAAAAUCUAAAAGCUUUGCAUAAAUUCUAGUAUCAUCUCUCUUUUAAUAUCCCUUUUCGUUCUAAAACUUCGUAUAGAAUCAAGUGCGAGAAAACCCCAUCAAGCAUGAGAGAAACGAUACCUCAGAAGCUCAAUCUCAAGCUCAUUUUCUUAUUUCUGCUGCUUUUCUGUUUCAACAGCUCCCAUUGCAACUCGAUGAAUAAUAUGAAAACAUCUCUACAAUUUAUUAAAAAAGUGGAUAAUUUAUUGCCUGAAAUUUCUCCAUCUGGAAAUCCUGAACCCCUUUAUCCUCUUCUUGCUCCAUCUCCAUUAUCACCCUUCACAAUCACAAAUAACACUGCUCCAAAGUUAUCAGGGUUAUGUACACUAGAUUUUGACUCCAUAAACACCAUGAUGAGUAUGACUGCAAUCGAUUGUUUCACAGUAUUCGCCCCAUACUUAGCCAAUGUAGUAUGUUGCCCUCAAUUCAAAGCCACUUUAGUCAUUCUCAUUGGUCAAUCAAGGGCAAACAACAGUUUACAAAAGAUAUGUUCGGUUGGUCCAUCUAAUUUAACAGAAGGUUCUUGCCCGGUCAAAGAUGUUGACCAAUUUGAAAAAAUGGUCAACACUUCCAAGAUUCUUUCUAAAUGUGGAAAGAUUGAUCUUGUUAAUGAAUGUUGUCAAGAGGUGUGUCAGAAUGCUAUAUUGGAAGGUGCUAAAGAUCUUGCUUCUGUGUCUUUUGAACUUGAUGCAAUGGGGCUUAAGAGGCCCUCAGAUAUAUCAAAUCGGGUGGUGAAUGAUUGUAAAAAUAUUGUUUUGAGAUGGUUAGCAAGUAAACUUGAACCAACACGAGCUAAAGAAGUGCUAAGAGGAUUGGCUAAUUGCAAUCUUAAUAAAGUUUGCCCGUUGGUUUUACCAAAUGUCCGACCGGUUGCACACGGGUGUCACAACGAGCUUAGCAACCAAACAUCAUGUUGCAGUGCUAUGGAAAGUUAUGUAUCUCACUUACAAAAGCAAAGCUUUUUAACAAAUUUGCAAGCUUUAAAUUGUGCAUCUUCACUUGGAAAGAAGUUACAAAAAGAAAAUGUAACAAAUAAUGUUUAUAAUCUUUGUCAUAUAAGCCUCCAAGAUUUCUCCCUCCAAGCAAAUGGAAUGCAAGAAUCUGGAUGUCUUCUUCCAAGUUUGCCCUCAGAUGCAACAUUUGAUACAUCUUCAGGAGUUAGUUUCCUUUGUGAUCUGAAUGAUCAUAUUCCAGCACCUUGGCCUUCCAUUUCACAUUUACCAGCUUCAUCAUGCAACAGAACUAUUAAGAUUCCUGCACUUCCUGCAGCAGCUUCUGGGCAGAAAGGUGUAUACAACAAGGAUGCUAUGUUUCUUCUUCUUUAUGCAAUUGCAAUGCUUGUUCUUAUUACAAUUCUUUAAAUUUCUAAUGAAUCAAGCACUUUGCUUACUCGAAUUUAAAAAAAAAAAAAAUGGAGUUUCUUGAAAUCUAACCGGUCUGAUGAACAAGGGAAAAUCAAAAUUGCAAAAAGAAAGAAAAAAAAAAAGCAUGGAGAUUUUUGGCGGGAAAUCUUAGGGUUGAAGUUGAAAGUGUAAAAAAAGAUUUGCAUGGAAGUUGAGUUGGUAGUUAUUAGUAGUGAUGGUGAAUUUGUUGUUAUGGAAAUUGUGUAAGCAUUCUUGCAUAGUGUUGUUAUGUAAUAAGAAUUUUGUAAAGAAAGAGGGAGUUGAGUUCAUGUAUAUAUUUUUGCAAGUUAUACCCUUGUACUUUCUAUUUUAUCCAAGUUUACCCCC
Lactuca virosa is the source of this 1857-nucleotide messenger RNA. The record is from the annotation of a GenBank genome assembly. NCBI's taxonomy places the organism in Eukaryota, Viridiplantae, Streptophyta, Magnoliopsida, Asterales, Asteraceae.